Kuraishia capsulata CBS 1993 is the source of this 237-nucleotide messenger RNA. RefSeq lists its product as uncharacterized. The transcript has a single exon. Lineage: Eukaryota; Fungi; Ascomycota; Pichiomycetes; Pichiales; Pichiaceae. The record is from RefSeq and is a predicted model, not a curated record. The coding region runs from base 1 to 237 and encodes 78 amino acids.
AUGUCUGACAAGCCAGUCGAAGAAGUUCCAGCAGCCGUUGAAGCUGAAGUUGAAGCCCCAGUUGAGGAGACUGCCCAGGAGACCGAGGCCACCACCUCUGAAGCCGUUCAGGCCACUGAGGCUGAGACCAACAAGGUCGAGGAGGAGAGCCCUGUCAAGAAGGUUGUUGAGGAGUUGAAGGGUUACAAGAAGUACCUUGCUAAGGUCAAGACCCUGGCCAAGAAGAUUGCUGCUUAA